Molecule: messenger RNA, 1741 nt
Organism: Pteropus alecto (black flying fox)
Lineage: Eukaryota; Metazoa; Chordata; Mammalia; Chiroptera; Pteropodidae
Gene: CPQ
Product: carboxypeptidase Q
Exons: 7
Coding region: 27-1442 (471 amino acids)
Biological process (GO): thyroid hormone generation; proteolysis; peptide catabolic process
Molecular function (GO): metallodipeptidase activity
Source: RefSeq, a predicted model, not a curated record
UUAGGAAGAAAACUAACUGGAAAAAAAUGAAGUUCCUUCUCUUCAUAUUUGCUGGUGUUCACCUUUUACCCCUGAACUCCGGAAAAGCUACAUACAGGCAUGACAGCUCUCAGAGGACUUUUCAAGAAAUAAAAGAAGAAAUAGCCCACUAUGGAGAUGUUGCUAAAGCAAUAAUAAACCUUGCUGUUUAUGGUAAAGCCCAGAACAGGUCUUAUGAGCGACUGGCACUUCUGGUUGAUACUGUUGGACCCAGGUUGAGUGGCUCCAAGAGCCUAGAAAAAGCCAUCCAAAUCAUGUACCAAAACCUGAAGGAAGAUGGGCUGGAGAAUGUCCACCUGGAGCCAGUUAAAAUACCUCACUGGGAAAGGGGAGAAGAAUCUGCUAUGAUGCUGGAGCCGAGAAUGCACAAGAUGGCUAUUUUGGGCCUUGGCAGCAGCAUUGGGACGCCUCCAGAAGGCAUUACAGCAGAAGUUCUGGUGGUGACCUCUUUCGAUGAACUGCAGAGAAGGGCCUCAGAAGCAAGAGGGAAGAUUGUUGUUUAUAAUCAGCCUUAUACCAGCUACUCCAGGAUGGUGCAAUACCGAGUCAAGGGGGCAGUGGAAGCUGCCAAAGUAGGGGCUUUGGCAUCCCUCAUUCGAUCGGUGGCUUCCUUCUCCAUCUACAGUCCUCACACAGGUGUUCAGGAAUACCAGGAUGGUGUGCCAAAGAUCCCAACAGCCUGUAUUACAGUAGAAGAUGCAGAAUUGAUGUCAAGGAUGGUUUCUCGUGGGAGCAGAAUUAUCAUUCAGCUGAAGAUGGGGGCACAGAACUACCCAGAUGCUAAUUCCUUCAACACUGUAGCAGAGAUCGUUGGUAGCAAGUAUCCAGAUCAGGUUGUACUGGUCAGUGGACAUCUGGACAGCUGGGAUGUUGGUCAGGGUGCCAUGGAUGAUGGUGGUGGAGCCUUUAUAUCAUGGGAAGCACUUUCACUUAUUAAAGAUCUUGGGCUACGUCCAAAGAGGACUCUACGUUUGGUGCUCUGGACUGCAGAGGAACAAGGUGGAAUCGGUGCUUUCCAGUAUUAUCAAUUACACAAGGCAAAUAUUUCCAAAUAUAGCCUGGUGAUGGAGUCUGACUUGGGAACCUUCUUACCCUCUGGGCUACAGUUCACUGGCAGUGAAAAGGCCAGGGCCAUCAUAAAGGAGGUCAUGAGCCUGCUGCAGCCUAUCAACAUCACACAGGUCUUUAGUGCUGGAGAAGGGACAGACAUUAACUUCUGGAUCCAAGCUGGUGUUCCUGGAGCCAGUCUACUUGAUGACUUAUAUAAAUAUUUCUCCUUCCAUCACUCCAAUGGAGACACCAUGACUGUCAUGGAUCCAAAGCAGAUGAAUAUUGCUGCCGCUCUUUGGGCUGUUGUCUCUUACGUCGUUGCAGACAUGGAAGAAAUGUUGCCCAGAUCCUAGCAAGAACAAGAAAUAAGGCCUUUUUGCCCUUUCUGACCAGGAAUCCUGGGUCUUCAGCUUCAGAAAACCCUUCUUCACUAACAAUUUCAUCUGAUUCAUUUUCAAAGCACACUCUUUUUUCAUAUUAUCAUCUGUCUUGAUACUUUCCAAAGUCUCUGUUUCUAGAAUAAUGAAUGAUUUCCACUCCCACAUAGAAUCAACAUAUGGUAAGGAUCACAGUGGGAGCAUUUCUUUAUACCACCUGUAAAAAUAUAUUGUUUCUGUUUUAAUAAGUAAAUACUGGGUAAAUCUUUGGAAGA